CCUGCGGAUAAGCAUUAAUGAUAAUUCGGACCCAAAACCAAUCCAUCAUCUUUGUUUUUCCUUCGUCUGAAAGUCAAUCUCUUCCAUGGCCAUGUCUCUCUUUCCUUUAUCAUUGUUCAAUCUGUUGUGGUCAACCACACUCGUAUUCUCUUUAAUCUCUUUCUAUUUCAUCGCAAACUCCAUCUCAGCCCAAACACCAUGUUCUGAAACUGACGCCUUUCACAAGCUCAACGUUGUCUCCAACCCGGACGGAACCCUCACCCGAUUAAAACCCCGUCCGGUGAGCCCUCCCUCACCGGAUCCCAACCUCCCCAUCGCUGUUCUUUCCAAAGAUCUCUCCAUUAACCCUUCCAAACCCACGUCGGUUCGCAUUUUCCUACCUCGCAAUGCCCUCUCUUCCUACAAGAAAUUGCCCCUCGUUGUCUUCUUCCACGGCGGAGGCUUCAUCGUCCUUAGGGCAGCCUCCACCAUGUUUCACGAUUUCUGCUUCAACAUGGCCGACUACCUCGGUGCCGUUGUCGUCUCUGUCGAGUACCGCCUCGCUCCGGAGCAUCGACUGCCUGCGGCCUACGACGAUGCCAUGGAGGCCCUGCAUUGGAUCAAAACGCGUCCUGACGGUUGGUUGAGUCAUUACGCCGAUCAUUCAGAGUGUUAUCUGAUGGGAAGCAGCGCGGGGGGCAACAUCGCGUACCACGCGGGAAUCCGUGCGGCGGAGCAGGGGAAGCAUCUUGCGCCGUUGAAGAUUAGAGGGCUGAUCCUGGUACAACCGUUUUUUGGUGGGAUCAAGAGGACGGGAUCGGAAGUGAGGAUGAUGGACAACAAGCGGUUGCCGCUCUGCGUGACGGACCUGUUGUGGAAGUUGUCGUUGCCGGCGGGAGUUGACCGGGAUCACGAGUACUGCAAUCCGACGGCAGGAGACGGAAGGGAGAGAGUGGAGGAGAUCGGAAGACGAGGGUGGGGAGUGGUGGUGACAGGGACUGGGGGGGACCCACUGGUGGAUCGACAGAAGGAGGUGGUGAAGAUGAUGGAGGAGAGGAAAGUGAGGGUGGUGGGCCACUUCACAGAAGGAGGCUACCACGGUAUUCAGGAUCGGGAUCUGUUGAAAGCUAAGGAACUGUAUGCGGUUGUGAAGAAAUUCAUGUCCUCAUGCGGUGCUGAUGAAUAAGGAUGAAGCGUCGUCGUUCCUCAUCGCACAUUGUUUGUGUAGUGCUGAUGCAGUUCAGCUGAGUUAUCAAUGAUUUGCAUCUUAAGAUUGAAUAAUAAAAUCUCAUGUGAAGGCGAUGAAAGGAAGCGAUCAAGGCUGCUUUUUUAUUAUGGAAAUCACCUAACCUUUAACCCUCACAAAGAACAACCAUAAUUUUCACCCUUACAUGAAUUUUAUUGAGUUGACGAUGAGAUUAAUGUAUAGACAUUGAAGCAUUAAUUUCAGUUUUGUUUAUCCAGAGAAAAAUAGGACGGAUGACUAUCUUGUUGACUUAUAGUCUUCCUUAUAAUUUUAACAUUUUCUAUCAAUCACCUACUUAAUAGGCUCGGGUGGUUGCCGUUUUUUCUUUGGCUGUUGUGUUUUUUUUCCCCUGUUUCUUAUAUAAGUGGUUUGCA
Molecule: messenger RNA, 1599 nt
Organism: Prosopis cineraria
Lineage: Eukaryota; Viridiplantae; Streptophyta; Magnoliopsida; Fabales; Fabaceae
Product: carboxylesterase 1-like
Exons: 1
Coding region: 86-1165 (359 amino acids)
Molecular function (GO): hydrolase activity
Source: RefSeq, a predicted model, not a curated record